Messenger RNA from Pelodiscus sinensis (Chinese soft-shelled turtle), 5539 nucleotides. Lineage: Eukaryota; Metazoa; Chordata; Testudines; Trionychidae. The record is from RefSeq and is a predicted model, not a curated record.
GAAAAAAGAUCUUGUUAAACUUUCAAGGGCGGGGAGAGGGGGGAAGAAGAGAGGGUGAGAGCGAAACAAACGAGGCUUUUUUAUCUGUUGUGAUCAAGGAAAACCUGUAGGGGUCCUUAAGGAGGUUUCAAGGCGUUCCGAGUGAUUGGAAAGUAAUCACCGUGUCAGCUUCACCUUUCUCAUGCAAAGUGGGUGUCGUAGGCAAGGCGGAUCUUGCACAGGGUUUUGUUUUGUUUUGUUUUGUUUUUUUAAAUCCUGGAACACAACCACCUCCUAAAAAACAGCUGCAACAGUCCCAGGACUUGCUACUACUAAGAGGAGAGGAGAGAUCAGAACCAGUCCUGCCUUGCAAAGCGCUAAAGGACAAACCCGUUGCAAAAAUAGAAGGGGGAGGGUUUCAGCCCUUCUCCGACGGCUUAGAAGAUAUUUCCUUCUCCUUUUUCUCUGCUGCGGGAUACGCCACCACCGCGCCGCCACCUAGGGAGCACGAAGAUCGCCUAAAGACUGCAGCACCGACCAAAAACCCUGCGGGACAUGUGGAAAUUGAUCACUUGGAUUUAACAACAAACCAAGAGCUAUCGCUGUGUCUGGGGGACCGCAGGGAGGGAGCGCUGGAGAGGUCUCCGAAGUGGAACCCUUAGAGAAAAAAAAGGAAGUUUCUCGGCUCCUCGCAGUAAGUUUGGUGAGUCUAUGGAUGGGGGUGGCUCCAGAACGGCUGAUUGUUUGCAAACUGCCCCUAGCGUCUCUCCUUCCCUCCCUGCCAGCGCCACCGGGGCUGGAAAAUGACUUGCACGGACUUUUGCUGAGAGUGGCUUGGAAGCAGGAGACACGCGCGCAGCAGCUGGCUAAUUAAUGGCUGUGGGCUGUGCUGACCUUUCUAGCGCCGCUGGUGUCUGUCCCACGCGGCGGUGAAAGUCCCUUGUGAAAGUGGGGGGCGAUGCUCCCCGGCGAGGGAGCCGUGGAGCGGCUGGACUGAACUCCCCUCCCGGAGCGUAAUUCGCCUGCGAAAAGCACCCGUGCUCCGACUGCACGCGUGGCUGGACGUUUCGUUGUGGCUGAUAACAUGGGGCCCGAGAGGAGGAACUUCGUGCAAACUCUCCUCCUGUCCUUUCGUCUAAUUUGCUUUUGCACUGGGAUCAGCUCCAUAGACAUUGACCGCCCAGGCGAUGGGAGAUGCCAGCCCAUAGAAAUCCCCAUGUGCAAGGAUAUAGGCUACAACAUGACUAGGAUGCCUAACUUGAUGGGGCAUGAGAACCAAAAGGAAGCGGCCAUUCAGCUGCAUGAGUUUGCCCCCUUGGUGGAGUAUGGCUGUCACAGCCACUUGAAAUUCUUCCUCUGCUCUCUCUAUGCCCCUAUGUGCACGGAGCAGGUCUCCACGCCAAUCCCAGCCUGCAGGGUUAUGUGUGAGCAGGCCAGGCUGAAAUGCUCUCCCAUCAUGGAACAAUUCAAUUUCAAGUGGCCAGACUCCUUAGACUGCAGCAAAUUGCCCAAUAAGAAUGAUCCCAAUUACCUAUGCAUGGAAGCCCCUAACAACGGAUCCGAUGAGCCACCCAGAGGCUCCAGCAUGUUGCCACCCAUGUUUAGGCCGCAGAGGCCCAGCAAUGGUCACGAUUUGCAGCAGCACAAGGACAGCUUCAGCAGAGCCACCUGUGAGAACCCUGGCAAGUUCCAUCAUGUGGAGAAGAGUGCUUCCUGCGCUCCACUCUGCACCCCAGGGGUGGAUGUUUACUGGAGCAAGGAGGACAAACAGUUUGCUGUCAUUUGGAUUGCCAUCUGGUCCAUCCUGUGCUUCUUUUCCAGUGCUUUCACCGUGCUCACUUUUCUGAUAGAUCCUCAGCGCUUCAAGUACCCUGAAAGGCCCAUCAUCUUCCUGUCAAUGUGCUACUGUGUCUAUUCAGUGGGGUACAUUAUUCGCCUCUUUUCAGGCGCUGAGAGCAUAGCCUGUGACAGAGACAGUGGGCAACUUUACGUUAUCCAGGAGGGACUGGAAAGCACCGGAUGCACCAUUGUGUUCCUGGUCCUGUAUUAUUUUGGUAUGGCAAGCUCAUUGUGGUGGGUAAUUUUGACUUUAACUUGGUUUCUGGCUGCUGGGAAGAAAUGGGGGCAUGAAGCAAUUGAAGCCAACAGCAGCUACUUUCAUUUGGCAGCCUGGGCCAUUCCAGCUGUGAAGACCAUAAUGAUCUUAGUUAUGAGAAGGGUAGCAGGAGAUGAGCUGACAGGAUUGUGCUAUGUUGGAAGCAUGGAUGUGAAUGCCUUAACUGGAUUUGUACUCAUUCCUUUGGCUUGUUAUCUAAUCAUAGGCACUUCUUUCAUUCUUUCUGGUUUUGUGGCCCUCUUCCAUAUCAGGAGGGUGAUGAAAACAGGUGGAGAAAACACAGAUAAGUUGGAGAAACUUAUGGUCAGGAUCGGUGUUUUUUCAGUUUUAUAUACAGUGCCUGCUACAUGCGUAAUAGCUUGCUACUUUUAUGAAAGACUUAACAUGGAUUAUUGGAAAAUUGUGGCAAUGCAAUAUAAAUGCAAGAUGAACAAUCAGACUAAACAUUUGGACUGCAUGAUGAAUAAUUCCAUUCCUGCAGUAGAAAUUUUUAUGGUGAAAAUUUUCAUGUUGCUGAUUGUGGGCAUUACCAGUGGUAUGUGGAUCUGGACUUCCAAGACACUUCAAUCCUGGCAAAAUGUUUGUAGUCAAAGAUUAAAAAAGAGAAGUAGGAGAAAACCUGCAAGUGUCAUUACAAAUAGUGGAAUCUAUAAAAAACCACAACAUCCCCAAAAAACUCACCAUGCAAAAUAUGAAUCAGCAUUACAGCCACCCACUUGUGUAUGAACAGUAUAUAACAAAAACUUUAUCUCAGUUUGUAGACACUUCUAAAUGCCCGCAGUAGAAACAUUUUAAAAGGUGCUUUUUGUCUGAGAACAGUGUUGUAAAUCAAGGCAAAAAUGUAUCUCACUGAAAUUUAGGACCUAUCGAUAAACUGAAGGUAAAUGUACUUAGGAAAAGAUGUUCAGUGAAAGGACUAUGGUUAAUUAAAGCAGUUUCUUCUGUUGCUAAUUUGUACUAAGAUAUUUCAUCCAGCCUUCUGAUAAAAAAAACCCUCUUCAUAAACUUUAUAUGAAGCUGAGCUGGAGUUGCUACAGAUUUCUAAAUAACAAGAUAUAAUCAAAUUUUAUGGAAGUACGAUAUUUUUUAAAGAGCCUGACAGAAAAUUGUGGGGGUUUGGGAAACUUAACAAUUUCACAGAGGCCUACUCUAAGUAAGUGGAAAGCAACUUCUGUGCUAACCUAAGAAAAAAGAAACCCUUUACAACUCUCCUUCAGCCUAGUGGGUUUGAAGUAUUUAAAAUAGCUUCAAUCUAUAAGCUCACCAAUAUUCUUUCACUAAAAGAGAAACUUCCUGCAUGAGACACAAACUUUGUGAAUAAGAAUAAUGUGCAAUACAUUUUUUUCCUUACCAUGACAUGAAAAGAGAAACAAGCAUUUUGCUGUACAUAAAGACAACAAAAGAAAUCUCUUAACAAAAGAACUAAGAGGUCUAGUCCUCAGAAACCCUUUAGUGUUACAUUUUGUGGCUUUUUAAUGGAAAUCAAGCCAAUGUUAUACACGUUUGGACUGAUUUGUGCAAAAAAAAAAGUGCGUGUGGGGUGCGGUCAAUUCAAAGAGACCCAAAGGGCUUAUUGACUCUUUCUAUUGUUAAACAAAUUCUCACCAUGAAUAGAUCAAGAAGCACUAGAUUCUGCAAAAGCAAGCUUUGUACAGAGUGAUGCUCUUUAUCUGUGCUUGAAGGGCACAAUUAUUUGCUGUAUAUGUUUGUAAUAUACAGCUAUUUUUCAUGCUCCAUUAUUUUAUAAAAAUAAAAUACAUACAUUAGUUUGAUAAUUUUGUCUGCUCUAAACUUCCUCCAUGUGCUUUGUGGUUAAUAAACUUUGUUCUCAAUGAUUUACUAAAGGUAUAUUUUGAAUGUAGCAUUCCAGAGUGAAGUAUGUUAUACUUGACACAUAAGGACUGCAAGUGUAAUCGGAUUGACCCUUACAGUGCAAUGGGAGAAUAGCAAGUUGAAAAAAAAAGUUUUAAGUUGCAUCUUUCUAUGAAUCUUUGCAAUUAAGAGAACUGAAUGAAAAGGAGCUUUAAAAUAGAUACCCAGUGAUUUAAUAUUAUGUUUACUAAGAACAAAGAUUACAACAAUGAUCCUUGGUUAUAAACAGCUUUAAAAUCUGCAGAGAGCACAUUCAGCAUGUUGAAGAGAGCUGAAUUACUACAGCACUGUUUUAUAUAAUGCAACCCGUACAUAACAAAGAUUUGUUUUCCUGGUAAUAGUACUGAAAGGUAGUGAAUUAAUAACCAUAAAGAGACUAGUAAAAGAUCAGUAGGGGAAAACAGUUGGUGAACAAUUUUCAGAGAGAGCAUAUAUAUAUAUCUUUUGUGUAAAUUGUAAUGAAGUUACAACUAAAAUAUGACACCCCCUUCCACCCUUUUGUGUCUAUGUGCCAUUCUUUGGAAUGAAGCUUUGUAGACGUCUUGGAAGUUAAUCCUGUCAGAGUACACCCUGGCGGAGCCAAACUAGGACAUGGCUCUAAACACAUUUUGUUCUGAAACUACUGCAUUAAUGCUUUCAUUCUAGUUAAGAUCAGUUAUGUAAGAUCCUAAGGACAAGCUUCAUUAAAUAAGAAGCUUCAGAAUACCAAUUAACUUAGAAAGUCCAUUGGUGUUGUGAUCACCUUUCCAGUACCAGGUCUACUUUAAAAAAUUCUGUGUCCUCUUUGGGAUAAAGAUAAGGAGCACUUUUAUAAAUGAUAGAUACGUAUUUAGAGAAUGUUUUAGGCUGCAGUCUUAAGUAUGGGAACAACCAAGAUUAUGCAAUAUAUGGCAAAGUACACUGAGUGGUAGGUAACACUUAAAAAUAAAUUGCUGCUAGUUUCUUUUCAUGGUAAAUGAUAAUUGUGGAACAGUAAACAGAAUGACCUGCCUUAAAAAUUAAGUAAGCAUGAUGGGAUUCGUAUAUUGCAGGGCAGAAAGGAAUUUUGUGAUACCUAGUCUGACUUCCUGCAUAAUACAUGUCAUAGAACUUCCCCAAAAUAGUUCCUAGAGCAUAUCAUUUAAAAAGCACAAAACCCAUCUUGAUUUUAAAAAUGCCAGUAAUAGUUAAUCCACCAUAAUCCUUGGUAAAUGGUUCCAAUUAUUAAUUACUGUUAAAAAUUUACACCUUAUUCCCAAUCAUCUGCAAACAAAGAGUUUAAUCAGUUAACUUCAAUGUGAAUCCUUUAGUAUUAACAGAGCAAGACUACAAGUUGUUUUUAUAAAGGCACAAUAUCUGAAGUGUUUAGCUAGAUACGUCAAUUGUACACUUGCUAACAUUAGAGCAAGAAGUGUGGGUAUUUAUGCCCAUUUUUAUUGUUAUUAAGUACUGCUUUUUAAAAAAUCUCUGGUAUUGAUAAGCAAGAUGUAUGUCUCAAGUAAAUUGAUGUUUUUGUUAUCAACUUAGUCCUUAAUAUUCUGGAAAUAUAUUUGAACCGAAUGAUUACCUCAUAGGGCAUCUAUGAUUCUAUUC